CAGGGACACAUGGAGCCAGAGUCUGGUGCCAAUGGAACAGCUGUUACUGAGUUCAUCCUGCUGGGCUUGAUGGAGACACCAGGGCUGCGACCACUUGUCUUUGUGCUCUUCCUCUUUGCCUAUCUGGUCACUGUCGGGGGCAACCUCAGCAUCCUGGCAGCCAUCUUGGUGGAGCCCAAGCUCCACACCCCCAUGUACUUCUUCCUGGGGAACUUAUCAGUGCUCGACGUUGGGUGCAUCACCGUCACUGUUCCCUCAAUGUUGGGUCGUCUCUUGUCCCAUGAGCGUACAGUUCCCUAUGAAGCUUGCCUCACACAGCUUUUCUUCUUCCAUCAGUUGGCUGGUGUGGACUGCUUCCUGUUGACAGCCAUGGCUUAUGACCGAUUCCUGGCCAUCUGCCGGCCCCUCACCUACAGCACCCGCAUGAGCCGAACGAUUCAGAGGAUUUUGGUGGUUGUGUCCUGGGCUUGUGCCUUCAUCAAUGCACUGACGCACACUGUAGGCAUAUCCACACUCAACUUCUGUGGUCCCAAUGUGAUCAAUCACUUCUACUGUGACCUCCCCCAGCUAUUCCAGCUUUCUUGCUCCAGCACCCAACUCAAUGAGCUGCUGCUCUUUGGUCUGGGUAUCUUCAUGGCAGGUGUACCUGUGAUUCUUAUUGUCACCUCCUAUGUCCUUGUGGCAGCUGCAGUUUUGCGAAUACACUCUGCCGAGGGCAGGAAGAAAGCCUUCUCCACCUGUGGCUCCCACCUCACCGUGGUCGGGAUCUUUUACGGGACAGGUGUCUUCAGCUACAUGCGUCUGGGCUCAGUAGAGGCUUCGGACAAGGACAAGGGGAUUGGCAUCCUCAACACUGUGAUCAGCCCCAUGUUGAACCCACUCAUCUACAGCCUCCGAAAUCCUGAUGUGCAGGGCGCCCUCUGGCGGGUGCUCACAGGGAAGCGAACCCUUGCAUGA
Molecule: messenger RNA, 957 nt
Organism: Hipposideros armiger (great roundleaf bat)
Lineage: Eukaryota; Metazoa; Chordata; Mammalia; Chiroptera; Hipposideridae
Product: olfactory receptor 3A1
Exons: 1
Coding region: 10-957 (315 amino acids)
Biological process (GO): G protein-coupled receptor signaling pathway
Cellular component (GO): membrane
Molecular function (GO): G protein-coupled receptor activity; olfactory receptor activity
Source: RefSeq, a predicted model, not a curated record